Messenger RNA from Geodia barretti, 567 nucleotides. NCBI's taxonomy places the organism in Eukaryota, Metazoa, Porifera, Demospongiae, Tetractinellida, Geodiidae. The record is from the annotation of a GenBank genome assembly.
CUGCAAGAAGCGGCGGUGGCGGUCAUCGGUGUCGCCGAGUCCGCCGGGCUGAGCAGUUUCACGCUCGUCGGCGCGUCACUGGGCGCCGACGUGUCCUUUCGGCUGGCCCUGCAGCGGCCUGCAUCGGUACCUACGAUGGUGCUGGUCUCCCCCACCUGCGUCGCGCCGGGCCAGGCGACCUGGGGGAACACCGCGGAGCUGGCACGGAAGGCAAUGCUGGCACACCCGGAGGACCUGGCGAUCGCAAGCCCAGAUUCGAGCAGGACCACGAUCCUGGCUGGCCUGGCGGAGCGAUGGCGCACUGAAGAAAACACAGCAAUCGAUUUGCUCCCCGAGCUAUCGGCGGCCACGCUGGUGGUGUUCGGGCAGGAAGACCGGCUGGUUGCCAGUGAGGCCGGGGGACUGUGGAAGGGGCGAGUGCCCAAUUGCAGCAUCAGCUACGUUUACGAUGCUGGGCACGCCAUCGGCGUUGACCGGCCGGACGCCCUGGCAGACGUGGUACUGGACUUCGUGGAGCGUCGAGAGACGUUCAUCGUGGAGAAACGCAGCAGCGUCAUCAACCCCUAG